Zophobas morio is the source of this 1033-nucleotide messenger RNA. RefSeq names its product chymotrypsin BI-like. Gene Ontology annotation, biological process: proteolysis. The record is from RefSeq and is a predicted model, not a curated record. Gene Ontology annotation, molecular function: serine-type endopeptidase activity. The coding region runs from base 13 to 852 and encodes 279 amino acids. NCBI's taxonomy places the organism in Eukaryota, Metazoa, Arthropoda, Insecta, Coleoptera, Tenebrionidae. The transcript has 6 exons.
ACACCACCCGCCAUGUUAUCAUUUGUGCUAUGGAUUCUUGUAUUCGUUACAUAUAUCUUGUGGGUGCAAGCAAGUAAUAACAAUGGACGUAUUAUUGGCGGUGAAGAGUCUAAAAUUGAAGAUUUUCCUUACAUGGCCGGAUUUUAUUACCUCAAAGACCAAACCAGGCAUUUUUGUGGAGGUUCAUUGUUGAAUGAUAAGUGGAUUUUAACAGCUGCUCAUUGCAUUCAGAGUACCAAAGUCUUGAAAAGUCUAGGAAGGAAUAAAUUGAAAUCAACCAACUUCCUACGUAUGACGUCUUGUGUAUAUGUGCCACACCCUGAUUACAAUCCACGAGACUUAGCAAACGAUAUAGGUCUCAUUUUAUUAGAGGUACCUGUACACUUCUAUGAUCAGAUUCAGCCGAUUAAACUAUCAACUCGAACUCUUCUUACUCCAGAAAAUGUAACCGCCCUAGGAUGGGGUGCGACAAGCCAUGGUGCCUCUCCACCUGUAAUGAAGUUGUCCCAUGUAUCUCUAACCACAAUAACCAAUAGCAUGUGUCGCAGUAUUUACAACUGUUCAGAUAUCAGUGAUAAUAUGGUCUGCGCUGUUGGUAUUGAAAACGAAGGAAUAUGUCGCGCCGAUGCUGGUGGACCACUAGUACAAGUCGAUGCUAAUGGGAAAAGUGUUCAAGUUGGGGUGAUUAUCUUUCACUCCGCAACAGGUUGUGAAGAUAACUAUCCUUCAGGAUUUAUAAGAUCUGCAGAUUACAUUGGGUGGAUCAAUGAGGUAAUACAUGAAACUAUAGUAAGUACAACACAAGAGACGACGACACCAUUAGAGCCCACACAACCAGGAGAUUUACCAUAAUGUUCCCAACAAUGAUUUUAGUGUCACUGAUUCCGCUCAUUUAACCCUCAACAAUACACAUAGAACACCAAGUUACGAGCGUAUAAGUCAUAACUUACGUAACCCAAUAUAAUUUUUUUAUUCUGUACAAUUUAUAAUCUUCAUUUAGACAUGUAUUAAACUUGCUAACUUUGUCAUGAAA